Molecule: messenger RNA, 1558 nt
Organism: Elaeis guineensis (African oil palm)
Lineage: Eukaryota; Viridiplantae; Streptophyta; Magnoliopsida; Arecales; Arecaceae
Source: RefSeq, a predicted model, not a curated record
AUGGCCUGUGGAUCCCGCUGCCAUGCAGCAAUGAUCGGUGACCCAGUGCCCAGUGGACGGUGCCGUGGUGGUCCACUACGCCCAUGUGGUAGCGGUUGGGAGCUCGAUGGAGGGGAUCAUGGUGGAGUUUGGAACAAAGCAUCGGAGCCGAAGGAGGCCAAGGAGCUCCGAUCGAGCAAAGCAGGAGGCGAUGAGAGUGUGGGGCUAAGCCUCUUGUUUAUUAUCCCUGGAAGUUUGUGGUUAUACUGGCUUUUCAACAAAAAAAAACUAAUCAAGAUAAAAGCCAAGUUCUUUCAGAAAAAUGGAGGCUUGUUUCUACAGCAACAAAUCUUACGUCAAGGGUCUAAUGCAACAUUUAAGAUCUUCAAUAUAAAGGAACUAGAAAUGGCAACCAACAACUUCAACGAAAGCCAAAUCCUCGGUCGUGGUGGAUAUGGUAUUGUAUACAAGGGUGUUUUGCCAAGCAAGGAAAUAGUGGCCAUCAAGAAGUCCAAAUUUGUUGACGAGAGCCAAAUCGAGCAAUUCAUUAAUGAGAUAAUCAUCCUUUCUCAAAUCAAUCAUAGAAAUGUUGUCAGACUCUUGGGUUGCUGUUUAGAGACUCAAGUUCCAUUGCUUGUAUAUGAGUUCAUAUCCAACGGAACCCUCUUCCACCAUAUCCAUGGUCAAAGUCAUGGUUUCUCAAUGCCAUGGGAAGUUCGUUUAAGGAUAGCUGCAGAAGCUGCUGAAGCAUUGGCAUAUCUGCACUCGGCUGCUUCAGUGCCAAUCAUUCACAGAGAUGUCAAGUCCACAAAUAUACUAUUAGAUGAGAAUUAUAGAGCUAAAGUAUCAGACUUUGGAGCUUCAAGGUUAGUCCCAUUUGAUCAAACACAUAUUACCACCCUUGUGCAAGGGACAUUGGGAUACUUGGAUCCAGAGUACUUCAAUACAAGCCAGAUAACAAAGAAGAGUGAUGUCUAUAGCUUCGGGGUAGUUCUUGCAGAGUUAUUAACUAGGGAGACUCCAGUAUCUUUUGCUAGGUCAGAAGAUCAGAGGAAUCUAGCUACUUUUUUUAAAUUGAUGUUUGACGAGCAGCACAUCCUUCAAUUGAUAGAGCCUCAAAUUUUAGAGGAAGCUGGAAUGGAGCAACUCUUUCUUAUUGCACAACUUGCUAGGAGGUGUUUAAAUUUAAAAGGAGAAGAAAGACCGACCAUGAAAGAAGUUACCAUGGAGUUAGAAGGGCUAAGGAGGUUCCAUAAUCAAUAGCUAGCUCCCCAAAAUCUCAAUGAGAUAGAGCACUCGCUAUGUGAGAUUGGACCUUCAAGUAGAUGCAUUACUGAGGAGGCAAGCAGGCAAUAUAGUUUAAAAGAUGAUAUGCUAGCUUCCAUGGAUCUCCCAAGGUGAUGGAUUGAUGAGAAACCACUCUUUUUGUACAGAGCUAUGGAGAUUUUAUCUAUGCUAUUGAUGCUCCCUACUUUCUGAAGCAAAUAUUGAUCAAAUUGUUCCUUGAACUUUGCAUUUUGCUGCUAUCUCUGUAUAUUGUAUUACUGAGAUCUAUGUGAUAAAAAAUAGUGAUCUAGCU